ACAAGAUGGCUGACGCUACAAAAUGGCGGGUCGCGGCCAUUUUGGUAAUUUGUUUCGCCGUUAACUUGAAUACAGUGAUGUCAUCUGAAGAAGUUAUGACAAAAAUGGGUGUAACUUUUUUCAACGUUCUAGAAGAGUGUAAAAAAGAACUCAAAGUGACCACGAACAUCAACGAAGGGCUGGUGAGGUUCUGGAGCCAGGGCGCGGCUCCGGAGCGCGAGCUGGGCUGUGUGUUCCUGUGCAUGGCGCACAAGAAGGACCUGCUCGAGGACCAGAAGCGUCUCCACCACGAGAACGCGCACCAGUUCGCCAGGGGACAUGGAGCUGACGACGACAAAGCCACAGAGAUCGUGAGCCUCCUACGCGAAUGCGAGCAGCAGUUCAUCACCAUAACCGACGACUGCUCGCGAGCGCUGGAGGUGGCUCGAUGCUUCCAGGCGCACAUGCAGCGGCUACAGUGGGCCCCCUCGAUGGAGGUCAUGGUGGAGGAGAUCCUGGCUGGGAUGGCUUAGGAGUCGGCUUUUGAAACUUGUAAUUGAAUUUGAUUAAAUUAUUUUACAACUGA
This is a messenger RNA of Ostrinia nubilalis (European corn borer), 565 nucleotides long. Its product is annotated as general odorant-binding protein 1-like. The record is from RefSeq and is a predicted model, not a curated record. Gene Ontology annotation, molecular function: odorant binding. Bases 6 to 512 code for a protein of 168 amino acids. The transcript has 3 exons. NCBI's taxonomy places the organism in Eukaryota, Metazoa, Arthropoda, Insecta, Lepidoptera, Crambidae.